Branchiostoma floridae (Florida lancelet) is the source of this 4081-nucleotide messenger RNA. RefSeq lists its product as uncharacterized. The transcript is spliced from 17 exons. Gene Ontology annotation, cellular component: membrane. Gene Ontology annotation, molecular function: wide pore channel activity. Lineage: Eukaryota; Metazoa; Chordata; Leptocardii; Amphioxiformes; Branchiostomatidae. The coding region runs from base 1 to 3456 and encodes 1151 amino acids. The record is from RefSeq and is a predicted model, not a curated record.
AUGACGAACAUUAUUUUGUUCCUGGUGACGGUGACGUCACUGCAAAUGGGGUAUGUGGACGGGUGUCUAAAGGUCCGUAUCUCCAGCACUUGCCCUCCCGGCUUCGCCUCCCCAAUAACAACUUACUCGCUGACAAGCAUUACAUCAUCGGGGCAUCCCGUGUACCGGAGCGACACUAGCGACUUGUACAUGUACUGCAUCAACUGCCGCAACAAUGCUACUUCUCGAUGGGUAGUCAGCGACACUGUUGGUGACGUAGAUGGGUACAUCAUGUACGCGAAGGAUAGUCAUUACAACGCAGACGAAAUCACGGGGGCAUUCUAUGUUUUGGAGUAUGGUGUUUGGAGAAAGUCACCGGACGUCAAGAUAUCAUGCACAGCGGAGAACGUUGCCCUUGGAAAACCUGCAUCCCAGAGCAGCACAGACGGGUCCCAUGUAGCUGCGUCAGCUGUGGACGGAGAUAAGGGGACGUCUGUGCCGGGUAACCAGUGUACCCUGACCAACCCGGAGGACGGGCCGUGGUGGCAGGUGGACCUGGAGAAGGACUGGCCGGUUGGAAGUGUGCGAGUUCUCAACCGAGGGGACUGUUGCGGAAACCGCCUCCAUAAUUUUGAAGUUCGAGUAAACAGAGACGGGGGCUCUAGUGAGCUCUGCGGUGCCCCGUACAGCGGAACACCGACCAACGGACAGAGCAUCACCGUGCACUGUGGGCGUCCCAUCAUCGGCAGAUACGUCCGGGUCCAGCUACCUGGGAAAUCGGAAGCUUUGUCAUUGUGUGAAGUCGAGAUCUUUCCGAGCUUAGGAUGUCCUACUGGCUACAUCGUCCAUGGAGGUGUUUGCUACAAACCAUACAACAUCCCGAAGACCCGUCAAGAUGCACUUGCAACAUGCCAACUGGAUGGCGGAUCGCUGGCCAUGCCUCGUCAUCGUCACACCAACAUGUUUCUGCGCAAGUUGGCUGUUCGUGCCGACAUUGUCAGCCCCUACUGGAUCGGACUCUCCAAAGACAACGAAGCCUGGGUCUGGGAAGACGGAUAUCAGCUCUGCGGGUUUAAAGGGUGGGCCUCCGGUUAUCCAUCCACAGCGAACAACUGCACGGUACUACGUCUUCAACAUGCUGGCGGCUCGUGGGAGAAUAGGGCCUGUGAGACACCGGCUAAUUUCAUCUGCCAGAUGCAACCUCCUGUGGACCUUGCAGCAGUUGGGUACCGACAAUAUGGAAGAGCGUACCUCCAAGCAUUCUCGGUGAAAAAAACGUUUGACGAGGCAGUCGCUGCCUGCGAACGGUUCUACGGAGGGCGCCUGGCUCAGCCCGCAACAGAAGAGUUCAACGAUCGACUGAAGGGUAUAGUAGGAGAGGAAUCUGCUGAAGACAGUUUUUGGAUUGGGAUGAAGAAUUAUGAGGACUUGCACUCCUGGUUGGACGGAACCCCGGUGUCACACGUCAACUGGGCACAUGGAGAACCAUCAGGAGAUGGUUGCGUCACGAUGACGUCACACGGCAACUGGCGCACUGUGGACUGCAAGGAAAAAUCAUUCUUCGUCUGCCAGAUAGGUGAUGAGAGUUUAUGUGAGUUGGAGCCUCCCUCUAAAGUACAAUGUGGAGGAACUACAAGUGGGAGUUCUGGUCAGAUCUCAUCCCCGGGAUAUGGAGACAAAAUCAGCAUCGACAUCCCGGACAACCUGGACUGCGAGUGGAAGAUAACAGUCCCUUAUGGGCAGGUUGUACAGAUCACGAUCGAAGACUUUCGACUGGAAGAAGACGGCUUCCUGGAGAUUUUCGACAAUUGUCCUUUUGGAUAUCUGAACGAAAACUUGACAAGUCCCAACGUAUCUUCGAAUUCAACAAUCACCACUUCCACCAACAUUGCAACUCUUGUUUUCCACUCAAAAGGCUUAAAGCCAAAACAUGGCUUCAACAUCACUUUCCUAGCUGUUGACCCUCCAUACUUUCGGCCGAGGAACCGGCCACAUCAAGCAGACGCAAGGCCCAAUAGAAUGUUAAAGGGACUGUUCGACUCCUUUGGUCUGAAGGGGAUCAUUGACUUUGGGAUCGACAUUUUGUCCCGUGUUUCAGAGGUUGUUAUGAAUAUUUUGGAUCACCAGGAGGCAUAUCGACGUCAUCAAGAAUUGGUAAACCUCAUGACACAGCUUAAAAACGACAUAAAUAGUCUCAGUAAUCAAAUCACUGAGGAAGGUAUUAUUGCGGAGUUGCGUCAUGAGGAGGAGAUCGCGGCUAUCAAAUACUCCGCUUCUGUCGAGAUUGUAAAGAAUUAUCUCGACACGUUGAACACACGUCUGCACGUUACUGUCAACGGGACUCUGCGUCCUGAAGCACUCGCGCAAAGUUGGGCAGAUGCAGUGUUGCAACAAGACUCCGAAGGAAUGAACCAGGCCCUGAACAGCUUGUAUGGCAUGAUCAUGGGAUCUUCAACUGUGUUUCAAGGCAGGCCUUUCAUGGAAACUAUCAGCGCCCUUCUGAGGAGGCAAAAUCUUCCGAGUUCUGAAUACAGGAGGAGGCUAAUGACCGUGUUCGAAUACAUCAUGGACCUACAAGCUGGUGGGUACGCUGCCUGGAUCCUGGCACUCAAGCAGAAUGGACAAACGGACCAAAUCAGCGAGGUCCUGAGGAGGGGCCAUGCCAAGUUGAGUGAACAAAGCUGCCUCGUGGCCCCGCUCUUCUAUGAGUGGCCAGCAGGCACAUACGGUCUCCCAAUGACAACCGGUGGGUGUCCUCUUGGCUGGGCUAAGGACGGUCAGUACACAUACAGAGGAGACAACAGCUUUCACUUCCAAGAAAAGCCACCAGUAGUACACUUCAAUGGUUCCAUCUCCAACAACACACUGGCCCAAGGGUACUGUAUGAAGACAAAUUCCUCGGAGGGAGAUAGUGACAACACCUGGCCAAAAGGAAGUUAUUGCAUUCUGAAACGCGAGCGCUGUCCUGUAGGCUUCGUUUGGGGGAAGCUUGGGUUUCCCGGUGGUACCCAAACUGGAGUUGUUCCUGGUGGGAGCUUUGACGGUGACAGCAUUGACAUGGAGUACUGCUGCAGGGAUGACGGCUUUGCCUCCCUUCCUAUCCGUCUGCCUCUUAACCCUCCUUUCUACCUUCUCAGAUUUGGAGGAUACUGCCAACAGGUUGAGGAAAUGAAUGUCCGUGAGGAAUGGAUUGAGUACAGGGGUAACGGGUACAGGGCUGGCGUGAUCCCGGACGAUAGCGGUGAUGACAACAGCCACAAACUUUACUACUGCCUCUACAGUCUACCCGGGUCUGUCAUUCCAACUACUCCGAUCGUCCCAGAUGCCACACCUGCCCCGCCAAACAAUGACAAUAUGCAAAUUGUUCUGAUAGUGGCCCCUACAGUUGCAGGUGCCGUCUUCAUGAUAUGUGUGUGUGUAUGUGUACUGUGUCUGUGUCGGGAAAGGUGUUGCGAUCGGCCUUACCGUCACUUUUGAUACUAAAACUACACGCACAGUCUGUGAAGCAUUUUGCAUAAUCAUACACAAAUUUUCUUUAAAAGCUGACUCUACAUUUCAUAGAAGUAGAAGUGUCUACACUGAUUGAAACAUUACAUUGAAUUAUAUGGGUUGGACAAUGAUCAGCUUGCUACAAUCUAGUAAAAACAAGGAACACUCUUAUAGUGGUUAUCUGUAAAUGUCGACACGUGGCAAAUCUUAUACUAAAUACAAAGACAUUGCUAUUAAUCAACACGAUGUUCCUGUCAAAAGUACAAAUAAGUCUUGUUGACAGGGAUAUUCUUGAUUCAGUAAGCAUCCAGUUAUUGAAUUGGUCCUAUAGUUUAGUAGAGUGCUUCAUGUCUAGCGAAAGAUCAGGGCUCAAUCACACCCACUAGUUUGUCGUUUUUCCAUUCUUUAUCAUACUACUUUUAAUAAUUAUAUAAUCAUACAUUCAUCAAACAUUGUAUGGUGAAAUAGAAUGGUCCUAAGUCAAUGUGCAGGUGAAACAUAUUUAAUCCUUGUCUGCAAAUAAGUCCUGAAAACUUCAGAAACAUUUUUGCAUCACCCAUCUACAAAAUUGUAUUCUUUAUAUAAGAUUGAAUAAAAUCUCAUAGUUAAUCUA